AUGGGCAAGCGCCUCUCUGCUUUGUGUGUUGCAGUGUUCCUCGGGGCCAGGAAUGCCCACUCGCUCCUGAAGCGCCUUCCCCGGGCCAACGGCUUCCUGGAGGAGAUCCGCCAGGGCACCAUCGAGCGGGAGUGCAUCGAGGAGGUCUGCAGUUAUGAGGAGGUCAAGGAGGUGUUCGAGAACAAGGAGAAGACGAUGGAGUUCUGGAAAGGCUACACCAACUCUGUCUACUCGGUCAAGGACCCUGGACACAGCACAGAGCGCUCAGACGCUAUGUACGUGGUGGUGCCCCUCUUGGGAGUGGCUCUUUUGAUAGUCAUCGCCCUCUUCAUCAUCUGGAGGUGCCAGCUUCAGAAGGCCACCCGCCACCGCCCUUCCUACGCCCAGAACCGCUACCUGGCCAGCCGGACGGGGCGCAGCCUGCCCAGGGUCAUGGUGUACCGGGAACGGUCCCAGAGCCAAGGCGAGACGCAGUACCAGCGWGAGGCGAGCAGCCGGGCGCUUGGGGAUGGCAGAGCAGGGGGCACCCCGCAGCAGGACGGCACCCUCUGCCCGCCGGAGCACUCAGUCUCUGUCCUCUCCAGACUGUCCAGUGCCACCCCUCCUCCUUCCUACGAGGAGGUGACCGGGCACCCGGAGAGCAGCAGCGGGGAAGAGACCAGCGUCUCCUACAGCGACCCGCCGCCCAAGUAUGAGGAGAUCGUGGCCGCUGGCCCUGCUGCGGGCAAAUAGCGGCUCUGAGGCCUCCCUCGUGCCACCUCACACUCMCGCUCGCACCCACACCCAUCCCUCACCGUGCCUGGGACCCUCUUCCUGUGCCGGGCGGCCUCCCAUCUCACUCGUUCAAGCUGGUGCCAUCACGGAAUAGCCUUACCCACCUUACCAAAAACACCUCUCCCAGUGUGGGGAGGGGCUGGGACCGGGGAUGGCUCUGGGGUGCAGCCWGGCAUCUCCUUCCCCCUGCUCUCCACACACGUAAGUGCUGUAGUAGCCAGAGCAAAGUGGCAACUUGUUACUGGCUCAAUACGGGGCUCUCCUCAUGGUGCAUUUGAUUCCCUUCCCUUCAAAAAGACGUGGCAUUUCCCGUGAUUAAAACAGCCUUGCGGCCUCCCGGGGGCUCUGCGGAGCCCUGCUGGGUGCACACGUUGCCUCCUGGAGACAGGUAUUGGGGCAGAAGGACAUGCCCAAUUUGACUGGAGCCCAUUCACAAUGUGCUGAGACCUCAGUCUUCACCAGACCCUGUUUUGCUGCUGGGGGCUCUGAGCAGGAGUUGGGGGGUGCAGGAGCGGUGCUGUGGGUUUCUCUCUGUUCUGGCAGUCGCUGUCCACACUUUGCAUCCAGGGAAACAAGUUCCUCCGCGUGUGCCAGUUACCUGCUAGGUGGGAGUGGGUUGCUUGGUCUGCCCUGUGUUGCCUGUGGUCAUCUUGCCUAUUGGGAGAACAGGGAGAAACAGCUUGGGAAGUGUCCUGUGAUUUUUGAGAGGAGACAAGGCAGGUGUCCCUGAGGUAAGUCACUUGGGAAGAGCCUCCCAGCAGCUGCUCUCCCCAUGGCAUCUGCUUUCCUGCGCAGCGUGCCAGCAGGGAGCCCUCCGGUGUGUGCCAGGAGCAGGGGCCGUGGUGGAGCUGGCCUGAGGGGUGCCCUCUGACAGGGGGGCUUUGCCUCCAUACAGCAGGGACACCUCUCUCCUGGGAGCCGGCSUGGGCUUGGCCGUGCCAGCCCCGCUCUCAGCUGCUCUCUCGCCCUCUCCUUCGGGCAGGGAAUGGGGAUGGACCCUCUCUGCACGGACCUCUGUCCUGCCUGGCCCUCCCUUCAAGGGCGUCAUCAUGCAGAGCAGGCAAAGGGGCCUGUGGGACCCUGCUGUCCUCCAAGACUGUGGUGGGCAGUGACUUUGGUGGCCAUGGCCAUUCACUGGGCUCUUUGGCUGCCGACCCAGCUGCUUUAUUACAACCAGGAAAGCUGCUGGCACUGCCUCUGAUCUAGAGGGCUUGUCCUCUACAGCCUGUCCCCUCUGCCCCUUGUGUGGGGUGGAGGGGCAGCUCACUGGCUCUGACAUCUGCMUCAGGUUCCUCGUUAAGCAAGGAUAGACCUUCCUUGGGCCCUUGGUUUCCUCUUACUGCAGCAGARUCCAAAAAGAUCUUGCAUAGGAGAAUGUGAGGGUGUUGGGAACGUUUCCAGAUCUUACAGGUUUGAGAGAUCCCUCAGGCACCUGGGAGCAGGUGGGGAGAUCUCACGGUGCCCAUGGGAGAGCUUUGAACGCAUGGGAGCAGGGCAGGUUGUGCUGGGACUCGGACUAACGGGGCAAAACAAGGCCAGGUGUGCACCAUUAAGCACAUGGUCUGCAAGUGCCCUGCCCUGGCCCAAAGCACCUCUCCCCGUGACUCUCAUCUCUCCCACCACAAGGAGGUGAAGGAUUUAUAGGGACUGCUCUGGGCUGUGUAAGAUUUCCCCU
Molecule: messenger RNA, 2449 nt
Organism: Nothoprocta perdicaria
Lineage: Eukaryota; Metazoa; Chordata; Aves; Tinamiformes; Tinamidae
Gene: PRRG3
Product: proline rich and Gla domain 3
Exons: 3
Coding region: 1-732 (243 amino acids)
Cellular component (GO): extracellular region
Molecular function (GO): calcium ion binding
Source: RefSeq, a predicted model, not a curated record